CCCCGUCACUGGGCUCCUCCUGCUGCCAGGACAGUGCUCCUGUAGAACAGACAGACCAACCGACAGAAGGGGAGGUGAGAACGGAGGUGGCCACCAGGACUGGCUCCGUGAGUGCCACACUGUGGGGAGGGGGUGGGGGCCGUCAUGUCAUCGUAUCAGAAGGAACUGGAGAAAUACAGAGACAUAGAUGAAGAUGAGAUCCUAAGGACCUUGAGCCCCGAGGAGCUAGAGCAGCUGGACUGCGAGCUACAGGAGAUGGACCCCGAGAACAUGCUCCUGCCAGCUGGACUAAGACAACGUGACCAGACAAAGAAGAGCCCAACGGGGCCGCUGGACCGAGAGGCCCUUUUGCAGUACCUGGAACAGCAGGCACUAGAGGUCAAAGAGCGUGAUGACUUGGUUCCCUACACAGGCGAGAAGAAGGGGAAACCCUACAUUCAGCCCAAGAGAGAAAUUCCAGCCCAGGAGCAGAUCACUCUGGAGCCUGAGCUGGAGGAGGCACUGGCCCAUGCCACAGAUGCUGAGAUGUGUGAUCUAGCAGCCAUUCUGGGCAUGUACACACUGAUGAGCAACAAGCAAUACUAUGAUGCUAUCUGCAGCGGAGAAAUCUGCAACACUGAAGGCAUUAGCAGUGUGGUGCAGCCUGACAAGUAUAAGCCAGUGCCAGAUGAGCCCCCAAAUCCCACAAACAUUGAGGAGAUACUGAAGAGUGUUCGAAGCAAUGACAAGGAGCUGGAGGAGGUGAACCUCAAUAAUAUCCAGGACAUCCCGAUACCCAUGCUAACUGAGCUGUGUGAAGCAAUGAAGACAAAUACCCAUGUCCGGAGCUUCAGUCUGGUGGCCACAAGGAGUGGUGACCCCGUUGCCAAUGCGGUGGCUGACAUGUUGCGUGAGAAUCGUAGCCUCCAGAGCCUGAACAUUGAAUCCAACUUCAUUAGCAGCACAGGGCUCAUGGCUGUGCUGAAGGCAGUUCGGGAGAAUGCCACACUCACCGAGCUCCGCGUAGACAACCAGCGCCAGUGGCCUGGCGACGCAGUGGAGAUGGAGAUGGCCACCGUGCUUGAACAGUGCCCCUCCAUUGUCCGCUUUGGCUACCACUUUACACAGCAGGGGCCACGAACUCGGGCAGCCCAGGCCAUGACCCGGAACAAUGAACUGCGUCGCCAGCAAAAGAAGAGAUAACACUACCCUUCCCUUUACCAACUAGAGCUCGGAGCCCUGAAAGCUUAAAUCCUCAUCUUGUAAAUAAAGGCCCUUCUGUCCGCUC
Balaenoptera musculus (blue whale) is the source of this 1267-nucleotide messenger RNA. RefSeq names its product tropomodulin 4 (gene TMOD4). Gene Ontology annotation, biological process: muscle contraction; pointed-end actin filament capping; myofibril assembly. Bases 145 to 1182 code for a protein of 345 amino acids. Gene Ontology annotation, cellular component: striated muscle thin filament; myofibril. Gene Ontology annotation, molecular function: tropomyosin binding. The transcript is spliced from 10 exons. NCBI's taxonomy places the organism in Eukaryota, Metazoa, Chordata, Mammalia, Artiodactyla, Balaenopteridae. The record is from RefSeq and is a predicted model, not a curated record.